This is a messenger RNA of Saccharomycodes ludwigii, 1401 nucleotides long. It is a transcript of the gene GCD10, whose product is annotated as tRNA 1-methyladenosine methyltransferase subunit GCD10. Gene Ontology annotation, cellular component: tRNA (m1A) methyltransferase complex; nucleus. Gene Ontology annotation, biological process: tRNA methylation. The record is from RefSeq and is a predicted model, not a curated record. Bases 1 to 1401 code for a protein of 466 amino acids. The transcript has a single exon. NCBI's taxonomy places the organism in Eukaryota, Fungi, Ascomycota, Saccharomycetes, Saccharomycodales, Saccharomycodaceae.
AUGGACCCAUCAACUCAUAUAACUUUAGGACAACAAGUUCUUAUUAAAUUACCCUCAAAUAACUCCAAAAUUUGUGAACUAAAAGCGAAUGAAGUUAUUAAUUUAGGGAAGUUCGGGGCUUUCAAAGUCAAUGACAUUAUCGGUUAUCAACUAGGUACGACUUUUGAAAUUUACUAUGAAGACAAGGACACCGAAGAACAGGACCCCAAUCUUAUCUCAUCCAAAGAUAAAGUUGUUACUGAUGCUAAACCUAAAAAUAAUCAUAAGCGGGAAAGGAAAGAUAAAUUUCCUAAAAAACCAGCUGGUAAAGUCAGAAUUAUUAAAUCUUCAACAUUCAAAUCCUCAUUACCACCUAGCACUGAUGAAAUACUACCAAACACAAACAGCAGCAAAAAUAAUGAGCAGCUAAUUGAUAUUGGUAGUGAAGCACAAAAACUCAGCAUGAAAGAUAUUGAGGAAUUGAAAAAGCAAAGUAUGAGUGGUGAAGCUAUUAUUGCCAAAAUGGUAUCAUCUCACGAAAAUUUCCAUAAAAAAACGAUUUAUUCCCAAGAAAAAUAUUUGAAAAGGAAAAAACAAAAAUUUGAAAAAUUUUUUAAAGUGGAAUACUUGAAUCCAGGCAAUUUGUUACAGUAUUUAUUAGACAAGGGUGAUAUUUUAAGGGUUCUCGAUAUAAGCUGGGAAAGUUUAGAAAUUUUAUUGAAUUUGGCAAAUAUUCAGCCAACAGGGAAAUAUUUGGUGUGCGACGAGACUGGUGGGCUAAUAGUAUAUGCCAUUAUGGAAAGGAUGUUUAAAGGAUUAAAUACAAAUGAAAAUGGUGAUGAUAUUACUGGCGAGAUUGUAUUGGUCCACGAAAAUGAACAUCCAAAUUUAGACCUUUUAAAAUAUUCCAAUUUUUCCGCAGAAUUUAUCGAAAAGCAUGUCAAAACACUGUCUAUGUUAGACUAUUUAGAACCACCAACCAAAUUAGAAGUAGAAAGCUUAUUUGUAGCAUUAACAGAAGAACAAAUUAGCAAUUUAAAGCCAGCAAAAAAGGGAGCUUACUAUCGUAGCCUUAAAUUUUAUGAACGAAGUUUAGAAAACAUUAAACUAAGUCAGUCCAAAUACGAUGGACUAAUAGUUGCAUCUACUUUACAUCUACCAAGUUUAAUACCCAGGUUAAGUGCAAAUGUUCAUGGCUCUCGCCCAAUUGUUUGUUAUAGUCAGUUCAAGGAAGUGCUAUUGGAACUAAGCCAUUUAUUAUAUGAUGACACCAAUUAUUUGGCACCCAGUUUAUUAGAAACACGUUGCCGACCAUAUCAAACAAUUCGAGGAAGAUUACAUCCAUUGAUGACUAUGAGAGGAGGUGGUGGGUACUUAUUAUGGUGCCAGAAGGUUUUACCUGCCAACUUUGACCACAUUUGA